Racocetra persica is the source of this 2066-nucleotide messenger RNA. Lineage: Eukaryota; Fungi; Glomeromycota; Glomeromycetes; Diversisporales; Gigasporaceae. The record is from the annotation of a GenBank genome assembly.
GCUCUUCUUUAAAUACUGACAAUUCUUCAUAUAAUAUUACGCCUGAUAAUUCUUCAUAUAAUAUUACGCCCGAUACUGAUAAUUCUUCAGAUAAUAUUACACCCGAUACUGAUAAUUCUUCAUAUAAUAUUACACCUGAAAUUGAAUCUCUUAUACCAUCUGCAACGUCGAUACCAUCCGUAUCAUUAAUACCAUCUGUAACAUCGAUAUCAUCGGCACCAGCACAUAUUCCAACACAAAAUCAAAAAUUAUUCAACCUUAUUCUCCGAAAUGAAACGAGGUCACCAGAUGGAUACAUAAGAUCGGUUCUUACAGUAAACAACGACUUUCCAGGUCCAACUAUUAUAGUAAAUAAAGGUGAUAGAGUAAAAAUAAAUGUUACAAAUUUAUUAGGUGUUCCAACGAGUUUACACGUGCAUGGAAUCGAAAAUUUUAAUCCGUUCAUGGACGGAGUUCCUUUUGUUAGUCAAUGUCCAAUUGAGAAUGGUUCCAGCUUUAUUUAUUCAUUUGAUGCACUUAAGAGUGGAACUUACUGGUAUUAUUCAUCUUUCGAAACGCAACGAAUUGAUGGUUUAUACGGUGCAUUCAUUGUAAAAGAUCAGAAUGAUCAAACAUUAUUCAAUUAUCAAAAAGAAAAUUUUGUUCUUUUGUCUGACUGGUAUCAUAAAAAAGGUUCAGAGCUAUUGGAUUCUUAUCAAUUUGGUAGCAACAAUUCUUCCAUGAUCGAGCCAGUUCCGAAAAAUACAAUAAUAAACGGAAAAGGUGUAUUUAGUUGUAAAAACUAUAAAUCCAAUGAUCCGAUGAGAAAAAAUUGUUAUUCAUAUCUUGGAUCCAUUGAAUUCUUUUAUUUUGAACCUAACAAAAGGUAUCGACUUCGAAUCAUAAAUACCAGUGCGAUGACUUCAUUUUUCUUCUCAAUUGACGGUCAUACUCUUCAAAUAGUAGAAGUCGAAGGAACGUUAACAAAACUUUCAAAACCUUAUCAUCGUAUUCCAAUUCACGUGGCUCAAAGGUAUUCAAUAAUUCCAACUCGAUUACCUAAAUUUAUAAGCACAUCAAGUUUCCUGAUUAGAGGUGAAAUCAACAAAAUUUCAUUUCAAUCAUCCGCUUUGGAAAUUGGAAAACUUAAUGAUGUAAUAGCUAUUUUGAGAUACGAUACACAAGAUCCUGAGUAUCCCACCACUUUUUCUUGGAGUUAUUAUAAGAAUAGAAAAUAUGGUAAAACGAAAUACUUUAAAUUGGAAGACAUGGAUUCACUGGAAUUGGAACCUUUAAUUGAAGAAAAUAUUCCAGCAUCUACUAAUUUAUAUGAAAUGACAAUGAUUAUAUCUCGAUUCCAUAAUGUUACCGAUAAUGUUACGAAUAACGUUACGAAUAAUGUUACGAAUGACGUUACGAAUAAUGUUAUCAAUAAUGUUACCAAUAAUGUUACCAAUAAUGCUACCAAUAAUGUUACGAAUGACGUUACGAAUAAUGCUACGAAUGACGUUAUGAAUAUGGCCAAUCAAAACAUUAAUGUAUAUAACCAAGAUGGUUUAAUUGAUGGUGCUAUAUAUUCAUCAAUUUGUUCAGAGGCUAGAGGGACCUAUGUUUAUCAACCAAAUAAAACUACAUCGACUAUUAAAGAAGUUUUAGAAGGGAGGUUAAAAAAGUUUGAUCAUUAUUGGAACGCCUAUGUGUUUAAAAAGAAUAAUGUUAUUGAUUUUCUUUUAAAAAACAAUCAUACGAUUGAACUCGUAUUCCAUCUGCAUGGUCAUAGUUUUUGGGUUCUUGAUAGAGGAAAUGAAUCCACUCCCUAUAACAGUGAAAGAUUAUCAAAUACGACUAGCCCUAUAAACCGAGAUACAGUGACUGUACCAGCCUUAGGGUGGACACUGAUUAGAACUAGAAUUAAUAAUCCUGGAAUUUGGGCUUUUGAAAAUCCAAUAAUGUGGCACUUGAGAACAGGAAUGAUGGGUCAAAUUGUUGAAUUACCAUCAAAUUUCAAACAAUUAAUUCCGCCUACGGAAUGGUGUAAUUUGUGUCAAGAUUAUAAAUUAGAUAUUUGUGAUAACGAAAUGUUUUAG